Molecule: messenger RNA, 1827 nt
Organism: Echinococcus granulosus
Lineage: Eukaryota; Metazoa; Platyhelminthes; Cestoda; Cyclophyllidea; Taeniidae
Product: Desert hedgehog protein
Exons: 5
Coding region: 1-1827 (608 amino acids)
Biological process (GO): cell-cell signaling; cell fate specification; protein autoprocessing
Molecular function (GO): calcium ion binding; patched binding
Source: RefSeq, a predicted model, not a curated record
AUGCUGGCGGGGCUAACUCAGGCGUGCAUUAGAACCUCCACCUACUACCGAUCUCAAUACCGUUCUCAAACUCAUGUCUUCGUGCCGGACGAAUAUCGUCCAAUGCGACCGGAGCGCAGUCUAGAGGCCAGUGGACCCUUGGAAACACAAGACUUUCUAACAAGUAUUCCAACAACCCGACUUGUGCGCAUGGAAGGACCCAACCUCCAAUUCGCCAGUGAGGAGGCUAGAUGGAUGACAAAAGUGAGUAGCCUUCACAAGAUAUAUGCAUUUGUACUGGCGAUGCACAAAGGGGAGAAGGGCGAAGAUAGCAAAUCCCGACCGUUUUGCUUGUCCGCCCUGUGGGUGGUCCUUGGGUGCGACUGUCGAUUCCGCGAACUGGGUGGAGGGAGGCCGGUUAGUCACACGACGCCACGGAGUGGUCAGGCUGGCCCUCUUCCUGCCAGUCUUUCUUUUUCCACAACGCCUGCGCUGGGCGCCGCGGCUGGGAAGCUGCAUCAUCCAGCUCGAAACAGUGCCUACCUAGGAUGCCGAGACAGGCUGCAAAAAUUAGUCAGUCUUGUACACAACACCUGGCCAAAUAAUGACAUUGGACUACGUAUAUUGGACGGAUGGAUCAAACCACCUGCAAGCAUUCUGCGACAUUCUAAAGUGAUCACUAAGCGGGACUACAUGGGAAGGCAUAAACAAACCCUUAAAAUGUCAGUGCCUGAAGAAUUGGUGAAUUUUGAAGCACUGAACAACGCACAGCAGCUGGUUUCUCGAUAUCCUUCCGCUAGCAAUGGCUUAGGUAUAAAAGUCGCCAAUUCAGACAACCGUGUUGUAAUGCAACGACCCCUGCCAAAACAAAGCAACCACACUGAUACACCGCCAAAGUCGCAUAUUCCGCAUCCCUACUCCAUCUACCGCGAUCGCCAAUGGUCUGGACAGGAUCCUGCCGUGGUAGGCUUUGAGAGUCCACGCAGACAACUAAAACAACAUCCUGUAAUGAUGGAGGGAUUUCACUACGCUGGCCGGGCCGUUGAUAUGAUCCUCGUUGACACCAAAAUUGAUGGCUCCUCACGCCUCAGCAGUGUCUAUCCUGGAAAACUCGCUCAGCUCGCCUACUACGGUGCUCUUUUUGAUUGGUGUUACUUUGCUCGUCAGGGUCAUGUCCACUGCUCCGUUAAGCCUGAUUCAAUAAUCACAUCUCAGUGGUUUGGAUGUUUUCCCGGUUCUGCUCAUGCAAUGAGCGCGACAGGAACGCCCAUUCCACUUUCCGCCCUCCGUAUCGGCGAUCACGUGAUGACACUAGAUCCCCGCACCUACAAACUACAACCCACAAGAGUUACUGCAUUUCUUCACCGUGAUGAGCACCAAUAUUCUCCGUGGAUAGAAAUCACCUACUUCCGAAAGGAUGAAACAGUUCCGUCUAAGUUAAGAUUAACCGCCAACCACCUCAUAUAUCGCUGGCAGGGAGGAAAAACUUCGGUUUUCGCCAACCAAGUACAGCCCGGUGAUGAAAUCGCCUGCAACUUGGAUAAUCCCGAGGACUUGUGUCAAGUUGAAAGCACCCGAGUAGUUAAUUCCUCUCUCACGGAUACGGGCGUUUAUGCGCCCCUAACAAGGACCGGUGAUAUGAUCAUCGACGGUGUGUUUGUAUCCUGUUUUGCGCAUAUUCGUAAUGACUGGUUAGCGCAAGUUGCAGUCCUUCCACUACAUUUUGCUUCCACGUUUUUUGGCCUAAAUUUAAUGGAAAUUCAGACAGGUGUUCAUCGUUAUGCGGAAUUGCUGCUUAAAAUUGCGCAAUUCUUGAUACCAGAUCAGCUCUUUACAAGCCGUUUCUAA